Molecule: messenger RNA, 936 nt
Organism: Xyrichtys novacula (pearly razorfish)
Lineage: Eukaryota; Metazoa; Chordata; Actinopteri; Labriformes; Labridae
Source: the annotation of a GenBank genome assembly
AUGAACUGGACGAGGAGCGAGCAUAGGAAGGAAGGAAGGAAGGAGAGGAUGAAGGAAAAGGGGGAGGAGGAGGAGGAGGCUACUGUGAGUCAGCUCUCACAGCUGUGUAUGAGGUAAAAUACACACUCUCCCCUCCUCUCCUCCUCCUCCCCUCACUCACUCAUCUGUGGUUCAAGAUUUAAAGAUAUGUUGACACUAUUGCAGGAUGUCAAAUAUUACUCUCUAAAACCGCCAAAAUAAAAGUCCCCCUUCUUUUAAAUUCUGAUGACCUCAGCGUGAGAGCAUGUGCAGAUGACUGUUGGGUUAAUAUUUGAUUUCAGUCCUCACCGCCCCACCCUGACUUGUUUAUUAGACUCGUGGUUCAUCGGGGGAUCUGGAGUGCCACAGGGGUCAUGUUGGGGAUCCUUCAGAAUUAAAAUAUCACAUUUAUCAGAUUCUUGUGAGAUUCCAAACAGAAAUGAAUUACAUUUUGGAUUAUUUAGUUACAUGUAUUUAUAUUUUCUUAAAGUAUAAAGUUUCUAAGGUCCAAAAAAGUUUAUUUUUUCAGAAUAUGCUCACAGGAGAUAAACCAUUUCAAGGUUAUAGUUUGUUAUCUGAAGGUACAAGAUAAGCACACAGUGGGUUUAGAGUGUGGGAGUUUGAGGGGGUUCUGGUUGAGAUAAAACUCUUCCUACUGUAGUUCAUCUCAGAGAUCUUGUCAAAUAGAGAAAUCACUUUUAAUCUGGACUCUGUGACACUUUUGGUUCACCUCUCGUGUCGGUUUCUGUGUCUCCGUGGGGUUUCAACAUGUGACUGUUUCAUUGAAUUGUUUCACUCCAGCGUGCCUGUACACGCUGCCGUGUUCCCGGCCCACAUAUCUCCCUCACUCUCCAGGCCUCCUCUGCUGCUGCUCCUCCUGCUUCUCCUCCUGCUGCAGGAUCUCUGCGCCAUGCGUAA